Molecule: messenger RNA, 1815 nt
Organism: Colletotrichum abscissum
Lineage: Eukaryota; Fungi; Ascomycota; Sordariomycetes; Glomerellales; Glomerellaceae
Product: glycolate oxidase
Exons: 5
Coding region: 1-1815 (604 amino acids)
Biological process (GO): lactate catabolic process
Cellular component (GO): mitochondrion
Molecular function (GO): D-lactate dehydrogenase (cytochrome) activity; D-lactate dehydrogenase (NAD+) activity; FAD binding
Source: RefSeq, a predicted model, not a curated record
AUGGCGCAUAUCAGAGCUCGAGCUCCCCAGGCAGCUCUGCAAGGCCUUAGGACCGCAAGCCCGGCCCCGCGCCGGCGAUGUGUCGCUCUCGCCAAUGGCGCUACCGCACGGCACAUGUCGAGUGAGCGCGGCACGCCGAGCAACACUGAGGAGAAGCAGAAGGGCCGGACGUUCCAGGGUCAGGUCGUCGGCAGCAUCACCCAGCGUCUGGCGCGCGAGAAGGCGGAGCGGGAGAGGUUCGCUGCCGAGCGAGAGAAGACGGGUAAUAGCAGGAAUCUGGCGUACACUUUCGUGCUACUCACCACGAUGGGAGUGUCGUACUACCUAGGCACCCUCGUGCCCCCGAGCCCCAGCGAAGAAUCGACCCUGCCGCUAGCCAAGACGAUCGCGCCGGUCCACAAGCUCAACAAGGAGAACCUCGAGGCCGCCUGGGCCGACUUCGUCGGCAUCGUCGGCAAGGAGCACGUCAGCACCACAAAGGUCGACCUCGAACACCACGCCAACUCGGAGUGGUCCUCGCACUCGGCCAAGCCCGACGAGCGGCCGUUCUGCGUCGUCUUCCCCAGCACCACCGAGGAGGUCUCGGAGAUCAUGAAGAUCUGCCACCAGCGGCGCAUCCCCGUCGUUGGCUACAGCGGCGGAACCAGCCUCGAGGGCCACUUCACGCCCACGCGCGGCGGCAUCUCGAUCGAUUUCGGGCGCAUGAACAAGGUCCUGAAGCUGCACCAGGAGGACCUCGACGUCGUGGUGCAGCCCGCCGUCGGGUGGGAGUCGCUCAACGACCAGCUGGCGCAGACGGGCCUGUUCUUCCCGCCGGACCCGGGCCCGGGCGCCAUGAUUGGCGGCAUGAUUGGCACCGGAUGCAGCGGCACCAACGCCUACCGCUACGGCACCAUGCGCGAGUGGGUGCUGAGCCUGACGGUCGUGCUGGCCGACGGCACCAUCAUCAAGACGCGGCAGCGCCCGCGCAAGAGCUCCGCCGGCUACGACCUCACCAAGCUCUUCAUCGGGUCCGAGGGCACCCUGGGCCUCGUGACGGAGGCCACCCUGAAAGUUACGACGAAGCCCGCGUCCACCUCGGUCGCCGUCUCGGCCUUCCCCACGAUCCGCGACGCGGCCAACUGCGUCGCCAAGGUCGUCGCCGCCGGCAUCCCGGUCGCGGCGGUGGAGAUCCUGGACGACCUGCAGAUGCAGUGUAUCAACAAGGCCGGCAUGACGAGCAAGGCGUGGGCCGAGGCGCCGACGCUGUUUUUCAAGUUCGCCGGCACGGAGACGGGCGUCAAGGAGCAGGUGGCGCUGGUGAAGCAGCUCGCGAGCAAGACGGGCAGCAAGACGUUUGAUUUCGCCAAGAACGAGGAGGAGCAGCAGGAGCUGUGGAGCGCGAGGAAGGAGGCGCUGUGGAGCACGAUGGCGGUCCGGCGCGAGGGGGAUCACGUCUGGACUGGGGACGUUGCGGUGCCGACGAGCCGGUUGCCUGACAUUAUUGAGGAGACCAAGGAGGCCAUGGCCAAGAGUGGGCUUUUUGGCACCAUUGUUGGGCAUGUUGGGGAUGGAAACUUCCACACCAUUCUGCUUUACAACGACCAGGAGCGCAAGAGAGCCGAACACCUGGUUCAUAACAUGGUCAAGAGAGCUGUCGAGAUGGAGGGCACCGUCACGGGUGAGCACGGCGUCGGACUCGUCAAGAGGGAUUACCUCCCGCACGAGCUGGGCGAGUCUACCAUCAAGAAGGCUCUUGACCCCCUCUGCCUGCUCAACUGCGAUAAGAUCGUCAGAGUACAGCCGCCCAAGGCUGGCGAGGUGAGCGAGUGGUAA